AAAUUAAGACCAUUUGUUAAAAAUGAAAUCGAGUAAAAAUAUUGGAGUUGGCGUCAGCUGGGGAGAAUUGCCAACACGAGAAACUCACAAACAAGAAGUUAUUACUCCAGAUAUUAUUGAAAAUAUUUGGAGGCAAGUUCUUGAUGACUGUAAUAGCACUGAGUGUGAUUAUCAAACGGACCAAGAUCAAGAAUUCAUUCAAUUACCUGUAGAAAACCCUUACGUUUUAAAUACCAUUCAACUGCAUCGCCAACGAAGGUCAAUGGAAAAUGGACUCAUAAUAAGGGGAAUUUCUUCAGUUGAUGACAUAAAUUACUCUAGAAUAAGGAAACCUAAAAAUCCAUUUCAUUUUUUAUCACCAAAGAAAGAAAAUGAAGUACCGAAAAACAAAAUAGCAAAUUAUAAUUUAAGGCCAUCAACUGCAAGGAACUUGUUGAAACAUGCAGUAAUUGUACUUAUCGCACAUAUUGGUUUUGAAAUGUCCUCAGACAUUGCGAUAGAAACUUUGGUGGAUAUUGCUGAUAAUUUAUUGCGAAAAAUUACUUUUCUAUUGAAAUCUGCGAGUGAGCAACAGCUUCCAGGAUUUCCAGAUGUUUUGGAAAGAAUAUUAGUCGAAACUAAUAUAGGCAGUGUAGCUGAUAUUUAUGAUUAUUAUCAAAAUUACGUUAUAAAGUUCGAGAAAAGAGUUAAAAGGAAUGUAGAAAUAAUGUCUGAAAAACAGCAGUCUGAGUUGAGUACAACAGCCAAAUUAGAACUUGAAGAAGCUGUUAACAAGCUCCAAUUUGAUGAGUUGGAUCAUUUUGUAAAUCCUUAUAAAGAUGUUCCAACGUUACAACUGCUUGAUCCAGAAAUAGGAUUUCCACCAAGUUUAGAUGCUGGUUUUCAAAUGCUUCAUAGUUUAGAACAAGAUGAGCUUAAUAAUUUGGAGAUUGAUCGAGAAGAAUCCAACCCUAAUGAUUCAUCAGUUAGUGUACAACAACCAGCAAAAAAAAAGAAAAAAGAUUGUUAAUUAUACUAAGAAUUUAUAUUUAAUAAUUAUUUUAUAUAAAAAAAAA
Chelonus insularis is the source of this 1055-nucleotide messenger RNA. RefSeq lists its product as uncharacterized. The record is from RefSeq and is a predicted model, not a curated record. The transcript is spliced from 6 exons. Gene Ontology annotation, molecular function: transcription coactivator activity; protein heterodimerization activity. Lineage: Eukaryota; Metazoa; Arthropoda; Insecta; Hymenoptera; Braconidae. Gene Ontology annotation, cellular component: SAGA complex. Bases 23 to 1009 code for a protein of 328 amino acids.